Ilyonectria robusta is the source of this 1254-nucleotide messenger RNA. Its product is annotated as major facilitator superfamily domain-containing protein. Gene Ontology annotation, molecular function: transmembrane transporter activity. Gene Ontology annotation, cellular component: fungal-type vacuole membrane. Bases 1 to 1254 code for a protein of 417 amino acids. NCBI's taxonomy places the organism in Eukaryota, Fungi, Ascomycota, Sordariomycetes, Hypocreales, Nectriaceae. The record is from RefSeq and is a predicted model, not a curated record. The transcript has 5 exons. Gene Ontology annotation, biological process: transmembrane transport.
AUGCUGAGCCCUCCAACCUCCACCUCCAACACCCCUGACCAACCCAAGGAGGAGGAAGAGCGCAUCGUUGCGGAGGUCAGGAUCCCCGAUGGAGGACUACGCGCCUGGUCUGUUGUUUUGGGAGGGUUUUUGAACUUCAUCACGGCUUUCGGUAUCAUGAACUCCUUUGGUGUUUUCCAGUGGCAUUAUGGAGUGGCUGUUCUCGAAAAUGAAGCUGUUUCGACAGUGGCUUGGAUUGGUAGUGUUCAACUCUUCUUGAUGUUUGUCGGUGGUCUCUUUGUUGGCCCAGCAUUCGACAGAUGGGGAGCACGACGCAUCAUGAUUCCAGGUGCUAUCAUCUGCGUCAUGUCCCACAUCUGCACCAGCUUCGCCUCCAAGUACUAUCAGAUUCUUCUGUCUCAAGGAUUCCUUUUUGGCAUUAGAAACGCCAUGUUGUAUUAUCCUACCGCCGGCGCAAUCACCGAAUGGUUUAAUAAACGACGAGCCCUCGCUCUUGGGUUGGCCAUAUCCGGCUCUUCCAUUGGUGGCAUCGUUUGGCCCCUCUUGAUCUCGAGGCUUCUUAUCUCCGUCGGAUUUUCCUGGACGCAUCGCAUCAUCGCUUUUUCUUCACUGCCGGUUCUUGCCAUCGCUUGCUUCCUCGUCAAGGAACGAAAGGGUGCCGUGGGGCAUGACAUCCAUGGGCACAGACUUCGAUCGCCUCCGAGGCUCUUCAAAGAGAUCUUUCAGCGCCAAUUCCUCGCUCUCUGCGCGUCUCUCUUCUUCGUCUUCAUGGGGAUGCUUGUGCCUUUCAACUACAUAGGGCUUUACGCUGGUGCAGUAGGUCUACCUGACAAUAUGGGGAGCAGACUCCUAGCAAUCUGCUACGCUGGGUCGGUGGUUGGAAGAAUUCUGAACGGUUGGAUUGCCGACAGACUUGGCCGAUUCAACGUCCUCAUCGCGAUAUCGCUUGCGACCGGCGUGCUGAUUCUCGGCUGGACCAGAAUGGCUACCCUGGCCGGCCAGGUUAUCUUUGCCCUCUUCUACGGAUUUUUCUCUGGGGGUCUUGUGCCCCUCGGAUCUGCAUGCGUUGCUCAAACGACCACCGACAUAGGACACCUUGGUCUUCGCAUCGGCGUCAUGAUGGCGUUGUGCUCACCGGGCACGCUCACUGGAAAUCCCAUUGCCGGGGUACUUUUGGCUAAACUGUCGAAGUGGGAAGCCGUCCACGUCUUCGCUGGCUCAACCGUUCUCUUGGGUACGAUCGUCCUUCUCUAG